AUGUUAUUGACCGUCAACCAUUCGAAAGGUGACCUCAAUGACUUAGAAGCCGAGCUAUUGCAAAAAAUAGAAAUUAGCAAAAUAUCCAGACAACUCAAAUCCAAAUUGUCAGCAAUCACCAAUAAAAAACACAUUGAUCAUGAUAAAGGUUUCUCCCCUUCUGUUUCUAAAACCUCUACCAGACAUUCAAUGAAAAGAUAUACCAGCGACUUUGCUCAAAUUCACUCAUCAGUAAUGAAACCUUCCAUUAGAAGAAAUGGCAGCAAAAGUUUCAAGCACUUGCCUUCGCCAUCUUCUCCUUUAUAUACCAGUCAUACUCCAUCAUCAUCACCAUCAUCAUCCGGACAAAUGUUUAGUAGCCCAACUACUGGUCAAAUUAGAACAACUCCAUUAAGAAAUAGAAAGUUUUAUAAGUAUGAAUCUUUGAAUGAAAUAAUGCAGGCCAGUGAGAAUCCUGACAAAAAGAAUAGACAGCAAAAUGAGCAACGCUCCACCCAAAAUCAAAUGCCCUCAAUCUUAACUACACCAAAAUCAAAAGUUAUUAGAACUACUAGAAAUUUUAGUGGUGGUAACGAAGAUGAAGGUGCUAAUUUAUUGAUGUUCUUGGCCACUUCCCCUUCACCUUUCAACUCCAAAACUAGCGGUGGUAAUCAAUUCAUGUCAUCGCCAGUGAGAGCCUCUAAAUCAUAUGAUGAAUUUGGCAGUGCUUCUACAGCCGCUCCAAGCAGUCCGCAUUUUGCAUACAAACUGUUUAGCUCACCUUUCCCUAGCGAAAAUCCGUCAAGUAAAUAUCAUGUUCCUGUCACCCCAAAAGUCAUGAAAUCUACCAACAAUAAUAGUUGGGGCUCCACGAUCAUUAGAACUCCAAAUUUCAACAUGAGUGAUUAUGUUAACUUCAUGAGCCCAUCUCCUUGUGGCAAAAAGAAUGGAGCUGCUAUCAACCGUUUCAACAAUUUGAAAAGUCCUGAGUUAGAUGCCAGUUUCACCAGCAUUGAAAAGCUCUCCGGUAACAGCUAUAUUACCUCCAAUAUUUCAAAAGAUGAUGAAACUGAAGAUGAUUCUGAGGCUGAAGUAAUUGAACAAACCAUCAAUCCCUUGCAAGGUCAGCAUAAUGAUGACGGCCAAGAAACCGAGGACGAGCAAGCUGAGAACUAA
This is a messenger RNA of Saccharomycopsis crataegensis, 1155 nucleotides long. RefSeq names its product Stb1p (gene STB1). The record is from RefSeq and is a predicted model, not a curated record. The coding region runs from base 1 to 1155 and encodes 384 amino acids. The transcript has a single exon. NCBI's taxonomy places the organism in Eukaryota, Fungi, Ascomycota, Saccharomycetes, Ascoideales, Saccharomycopsidaceae.